UAACGUCUACGCGUUUAGAGGGAGGCAACAACAAUGCUGGGAGGAUGUCCGUUUAACUAUGCUCUCACCUCCAUUAUCUCUCUCCUCUUUCAUAACUCUCUCUCAUCCUUCUUUCUUCUCCAAAUCUCUCCGAUUUCAUCGCUAGAAUUCUCCACCGAUUCUUAAGAUCGAGAAGAAACGAUGACGUUCACGGAGGGACGAUCCCCCUUGUCUCUCCUCCUCCUCCUCCUUCUCUUAUCCGUCACCACUCUAAUCUCAGCCGCUGACUACACACCCACCGACAAAAUCCUCUUAAACUGCGGCGGCUCCUCCGACCUAACCGACACAGAUAACCGCACAUGGAUCCCCGAUGUCAAAUCCAAGUUCCUGUCUUCCUCCGGAGACUCCAAAACAUCCCCCGCCGCAACACAAGACCCCUCCGUCCCCACAGUCCCUUACAUGUCCGCCAGAAUCUUCAGAUCUCCCUUCACUUACUCCUUCCCGGUCGCGUCAGGUCGUAAGUUCGUGCGUCUCUACUUCUACCCCAACUCCUACGACGGCCUCAACGCAACCAACUCCCUCUUCUCCCUCUCCUCAGGGCCCUACACUCUCCUCAAGAACUUCAGCGCUGCUCAGACCUCUCAGGCGUUGAACUACGCUUACAUCAUCAAAGAGUUCGUUGUCAACGUCGAGGGUGGGACCUUGAACAUGACCUUCACACCAGAGUCAACGCCUUCUAACGCCUACGCCUUCGUCAACGGUAUCGAGGUGACUUCGAUGCCUGAUAUCUACAGUAGCACCGACGGGACGCUGACUGUUGUAGGGACUUCUGGUGGCGUCACGAUCGAUAACACCACCGCUCUCGAGAACGUCUACAGGCUCAACGUCGGCGGGAACGACAUCUCUCCUUCUGCUGACACCGGUUUGUUUAGGUCUUGGCACGAUGAUCAGGAUUACAUCUUCGCCGCGAGUCUCGGUAUCCCCGAGACAGCUGAUCCCAACAUGACGAUCCAGUACCCUACCGGUACGCCUUCUUAUAUCGCUCCUGCUGACGUGUACUCCACGGCUAGGUCCAUGGGCCCAACGGCUCAGGUCAAUCUCAACUACAAUUUGACCUGGGUGUUCAGCGUUGACUCUGGGUUUAGCUACCUCGUCAGGCUUCACUUCUGCGAGGUUUCCGCCAACAUCAACAAGAUUAACCAGAGAGUGUUCGCGAUCUAUCUCAACAAUCAGACGGCUGAGCCUGCGGCUGACGUGGCGGGAUGGACAGGUGGCAACGGGAUCGCGUUGCAUAAGGACUACGUUGUGAUCCCCCCUGAAGGGAAAGGGCAGCAGGAUCUCUGGCUUGCGCUUCAUCCUAACCCAAUCACCAAGCCGCAGUACUACGAUUCGAUUCUCAACGGUGUUGAGAUCUUCAAGAUGAAUAGCUCUGACGGUAACCUCGCUGGUACUAACCCUCUGCCUGGCCCCAAGGUGACUGCUGAUCCGUCCAAAGUCUUGCAACAGCGUACUAGUCAUACCAAGAGCCAUACGGCUGUUGUGGCGGGUGCAGCUAGUGGCGCUGUAGUGCUGGGGCUUAUUGUUGGAUUUUUUGCAAUGGCUGCGUACCGGAGACGGAAGAGCGGUGAGUACCAGCCUGCGAGUGAUGCUACGUCGGGCUGGCUUCCGCUGUCUUUGUACGGAAACUCGCAUUCCGCUGGCUCCGGGAAGACUAACACUACAGGGAGCUACGCGUCGUCUCUUCCGUCGAAUCUUUGCCGUCACUUCUCCUUUGCUGAGAUCAAAGCCGCUACCAAGAACUUCGACGAGUCUAGAGUCCUCGGCGUCGGUGGUUUUGGGAAAGUUUACAGAGGAGAAAUCGACGGAGGGACCACGAAGGUGGCCAUCAAGAGAGGCAACCCGAUGUCGGAGCAAGGAGUCCACGAGUUCCAGACCGAGAUCGAGAUGCUCUCGAAGCUUAGACACCGGCACCUCGUGUCGUUGAUAGGUUACUGCGAAGAGAAUUGCGAGAUGAUUCUGGUGUAUGACUACAUGGCUCACGGGACGAUGAGGGAGCAUCUAUACAAGACUCAGAACGCUCCUCUUUCUUGGAAGCAGCGUCUUGAGAUUUGCAUCGGUGCGGCUAGAGGUUUGCAUUAUCUACACACUGGUGCGAAGCACACCAUCAUCCACAGAGAUGUGAAGACGACUAACAUUUUGCUUGAUGAGAAAUGGGUGGCUAAGGUCUCUGACUUCGGUCUGUCGAAGACUGGUCCUGCACUUGACCACACGCACGUGAGCACGGUCGUGAAAGGAAGUUUCGGUUAUCUUGACCCAGAGUACUUUAGACGGCAGCAACUGACUGAUAAGUCCGAUGUCUACUCCUUUGGAGUUGUUCUCUUCGAAGCUCUUUGUGCAAGACCUGCCUUGAACCCCACGCUAGCUAAAGAGCAAGUGAGCUUAGCUGAGUGGGCACCAUACUGCUACAAGAAGGGCAUGCUUGAUCAGAUCGUUGAUCCUCAUCUCAAGGGCAAGAUCACACCUGAGUGCUUUAAGAAGUUUGCUGAGACCGCGAUGAAGUGUGUGCUAGACCAGGGCAUUGAGAGACCGUCGAUGGGAGAUGUUCUGUGGAACUUGGAGUUCGCGUUGCAGCUUCAGGAAAGCGCUGAGGAGAGCGGGAAGGGGAUAUGCAGUGAGAUGGACAUGGAUGAGAUUAAGUAUGAUGAUGGUAACUGUAAAGGGAAGAACAAUGACAAAGGCUCUGAUGUGUAUGAAGGGAACGUGACUGACUCGAGGAGCAGCGGAAUAGACAUGAGCAUUGGUGGUCGGAGUUUGGCUAGCGAUGAUUCAGAUGGGCUCACUCCAAGUGCUGUGUUUUCUCAGAUCAUGAACCCUAAGGGACGUUAGAGAGAAGAGUCUUAAAAACCCGGUACAGUACAAUCUUUUCUAAACCGGCUUUAUCCAAAAUGAUUCUGGUUCGUUUCUCUUUCUCUUUGCUACUUAUUUGCUAUUGGUCUCUUUACUGUUAUUUAUUUGUGUAUUUGAUACUACGUACCACAAUCAUAAAAGAGUGUAAAAAUUAAUGUGUUUUGUUUUUGCUUUUACAAAACAUGAAACAUAUGAUUUGCGUCAAUGUACUAUUUGGGUUUGUUCUCUACAACGCUUUUGUAGUGAAAGCAACACGUAAGAAACCAUUUACUUGUA
Molecule: messenger RNA, 3162 nt
Organism: Brassica oleracea var. oleracea
Lineage: Eukaryota; Viridiplantae; Streptophyta; Magnoliopsida; Brassicales; Brassicaceae
Product: receptor-like protein kinase FERONIA
Exons: 3
Coding region: 181-2865 (894 amino acids)
Biological process (GO): protein phosphorylation
Molecular function (GO): protein kinase activity; ATP binding
Source: RefSeq, a predicted model, not a curated record